Molecule: messenger RNA, 546 nt
Organism: Micromonas pusilla CCMP1545
Lineage: Eukaryota; Viridiplantae; Chlorophyta; Mamiellophyceae; Mamiellales; Mamiellaceae
Exons: 1
Coding region: 1-546 (181 amino acids)
Source: RefSeq, a predicted model, not a curated record
AUGGGGCAACAAACGUUUUUCACCCACCGCUCGGUUUCAACAUUUCAUCGCGUCCCCUUUCAACCGACCGAUGAACUUUUUUUUGGCUCCGAUAAACCUCGCGAUAGACCGACGCCGCGUCAGCAGCCGAGCGCGUCGCACCCUCGCGCGCGCCCCACGCGCGACCACCGCCGCCGCGAUGUCCAUCGCGACCUUCACGACGCUCUCCGCGCUCGCGCCCGUCCGCCGGUCCGCGGUCCGCCGGUCCGCGCCGGCCCGCGUCGCGACGCCCCCUCGACGCGGCGCGACGCGCGACGCGCGCGCGCCCGUCGCGACGACGACGCGCGCGCUCCCGCUCGACUACCUCGACCACGCCGCGCCGUCGUCGUUCGCGUACCAGCUCGCGGCGAACGCGAACGAGCUCGUGGACGGCUGCGGCGUCAACGGCACGUGCGGGAACGUCGAGGCGCCGCCGUUCGCGCUCAUCGGCGGCGCGAUCGUGAUCUCGGCCGCGGUGCUCUUCUCGGUGCGCGAUGUUUGACGAGACGCCCUCUCCGCGCGACCUGA